Messenger RNA from Orussus abietinus, 809 nucleotides. Its product is annotated as troponin C. The transcript has 5 exons. Lineage: Eukaryota; Metazoa; Arthropoda; Insecta; Hymenoptera; Orussidae. Gene Ontology annotation, molecular function: enzyme regulator activity; calcium ion binding. The record is from RefSeq and is a predicted model, not a curated record. The coding region runs from base 127 to 588 and encodes 153 amino acids.
AGGAAAUGCUUGUAAUCACUUAAAUCUGAAGUUCAGUGCCAGUUUUCAGCCGGAAACUCGAAUAGGAUUUAACCAGAGGGUCCACUCUUCUGGUGGCUGUCUCGAAGAUCGGUACCCGUCGUCGCAAUGGAUGAUCUUAACAAGGACCAGAUCGUGCUCCUGAAGAAGGCUUUCGAUGCUUUCGACCACGAGAAGAAAGGAUGCAUCGGGACAGACAUGGUUGGGACAAUUUUGACAAUGUUGGGUCACGAGCUGAGCGAAACAACGUUGCAAGAGAUCAUAUCAGAAGUCGACGAAGAUGGAUCCGGGGUGCUGGAAUUCGAGGAAUUUUGCACCCUGGCUGCGAGGUUCCUCGUAGAAGAGGAUACGGAAGCGAUGCAGCAGGAGUUAAGAGAAGCUUUUCGACUUUAUGAUAAGGAAGGGAAUGGUUACAUAACUACGGACGUAUUUCGAGAUAUUCUUCACGAGCUCGAUGAUAAAUUGUCCCCUGAAGAGCUGGAUCUCAUGAUCGAGGAAAUUGAUGCCGAUGGAUCGGGCACCCUUGAUUUCGAUGAGUUCAUGGAGGUAAUGACGGGCGGUGAUGAUUAAAUUCCGAAAACGGCGAUAAAAAUGACGCUUUGAAAUGGAAAUGACGGUUCGAUGCAUUUCUGGGGAUGCAGAGAAGGACAUAAUAAUGCAUAUCUAUGCGGAAUUAAUAAGACAAUUAAAGAACAUCUCGGGAAGACAUGCGAUCGCUGAAGAAAUUCCAUCACAUGACGUGUACAUAUCAUUUGAACGUCCCGAAUAAAAUAACUUCCGCAUGUCAUGGA